Molecule: messenger RNA, 627 nt
Organism: Trifolium pratense (red clover)
Lineage: Eukaryota; Viridiplantae; Streptophyta; Magnoliopsida; Fabales; Fabaceae
Exons: 1
Coding region: 1-627 (208 amino acids)
Molecular function (GO): catalytic activity
Source: RefSeq, a predicted model, not a curated record
AUGAUUGUGCUAACUUGGAAUUGUAGAGGUGCUCAAGGAAAAAAUUUCCGAAGAGCACUAAUUUUUUUUUACAGGAAAAACAAUAUUGACUUGGUUGCUUUGCAAGAGCCUAGAUGUAGCGGUUUGGUUGCUCGUAGAACCAUAAAAAGUUUGGGCUUUAACAAAUUUAUUAUCUCCGAAGCGAGAGGUUUCUCAGGUGGUAUUUGGCUACUUUGGAAUAAAAUAGAUAUUCAGGUGACUGUUAUCCAGGAAGAUUUCCACUUUUUACAUGUUCAAGUUAAAGAGGGAGGACUCGAUCCUUGGCUUCUGACUGUGGUUUAUGCUAGCCCCCGUGAUAAUGAGAGAAGUGAGACGUGGAGAAAGUUGUGUGAUCUUGCCGAAACAAUUCAUGAGCCCUGGCUUAUGAUGGGUGAUUUUAAUGAGAUAUCAAGCCCAGAUGAAAAAAAGGGGGGAGCUCAAGUUGACAUAUCCAAGUGUGUACAAUUUUCUAGUUGGAUUAAUGAGUGUAAUUUAAUGGAAGUGCAUACUGUGGGAACUAAGUAUACAUGGAGAGGUCCUAAAUGGAAUAAUCAUGACAGAGUCUCAAAAAACUUGACCGAGUUUUGUGUAAUGUGGCAUGGCGCUUAA